CCCCCCCAGCUUCCUGUUCUCUCAGUUUUCCUCUCUGUUAGUCCCACCUAUACUUCCUGCCUGGCCACUGCCAAUCAGUGAUUUAUUCAUUGACCAAUCAGCAACACAUUUGACAUACAGACCAUCCCACAGCAGUUAUAGUUGAAGAUUAAUUAGGAUACAUUUUGGACUUACCAAAAUAGGAUAGAUAAUGAAAUUAUUUUCUCUGAAUUUGUCAAAUACAAAUGGACUAGACAUUGUUUAGGUAUUUAUUACUUGUAUAUAUUGUAUAUAGUUAUUGUCCUUUUGUAUAUAGUUUUUCUUAUAUUAGUUAUAAGCUUUUUUUUUUCCUUUUUAUUAAAAUAGAAAAGGGGAAAUAUGGUGAUAUUUUAUUUGUAUUAAAAUAUUAUUUGUAUGUUAAUGAAUAAAGUUGCCCGGGGGUCAGAGCUAUUAGCAAGCCAUAGGAAAGCAGGGCAGUGGUAGCGUACGCUUGUAAUUCCAGCACUUGGUAGGCAGAGCUGGGUAAGUCUCUGUGUGUUCAGGGAUACAGCCAUUAUUGGAUACACAUGCUCUUAAUCUUAAUACCAAUCAUGGAAAACCUGGAGGCCUAUACAGACAGGCUGUGAGGAGGUGGUCAUGUGGUUGGGUUUACAACCAAUGAGAAGGCAGGACAGGAACUCUAUAUAAAGACUUUAACACAGGGGUAUCUCUGGUUCGGAGAGGUAGGACCACCGCAGGAGGAAGGGUAAGGUUUUAGCUCUUAGCUCUGACCUCUUGGCUUUCUUCUUUGCAUUGGUUCUGUGUUUCUUAUUUAAUAAGAAGGUUGGAUACAUCUACACACUGUAUACAUAAUGAAUAAAUCUUUAAAAAAGAAAGAAAGAUCACACGAGGAAAGCUCCUAUGAGUUCAAGCUGUAUGUAAUACAAGGAUAAGCUGCAUGUGGCAAGAAUAUAUUUUUCCAUAGAAGCAUGUAAACAAAUAAUAGCCAGUUGGAAUGAAUAAUCUGAAGUAAACUCACUCCUAUUCGAUACACCUGGGAGGGGCACAGAAGCACAAUCCAAGAACAAUUCCAUGUUUUGAAGAAACUGAGGUCACAAGACUCUUGUUGUUUUCUUGGAGUUUCCUCACAAGCACUCAGAAUUUUUUUUUGAGAAUAUUUCUUCUUUUGUUUAUUUAUUUUAUGUGCAUCCGUGUUUGCCAUGGGUGUCAGGUCCCCUGAAACUAGAAUUACAAACAGUUGUGAGCUGCCAUGUGGGUGCUGGGAAUUGAACCUAGGUCCUCUGGAAGUGCAGUCAGUGCUCUUAACUACUGAGCCAUCUCUCCAGCUCCAACACUCAGAAUUCUUACACAACUCCAUUCUUGGACUGUGUUCCUAUACUCCUCCACCCACAUUGUGGUUACGUCCUACUGAAGCCACUGUAAACUGAAGAACACCCUAAAUUGAAAUGCAUUUGUUACACCUACCUUCCUGACCAUCACAGUCAGAAUAGCAGGUCACUGAUCAUCCCAGAGGCCAUGUGACCAACAGGUGCCCCUCAUCUCCAGAGAGUAUCCUGCUUCAGAUUGCUUGCCCAAAAUCUUGGAACUCAAGCUAUAGCUUCUACAGAAUUCAUUUUGCUUUCACACCAUUGUAAAGUCAGAAGACCCUAAGCUGUACAGGUCAGCCAGGGAGCUGUCUACAUACAGUUGAAUGCCAGCUUCUCCAUGUUUACAUAGCUUUACUUUGGUUUCUGUGGAUCUCAUGUAAAGCAAGAUGUUUCUCAAUAAUUCUCUUGAGCUGGUACUAAGUUAUAUCUCAGACAAAUCUUUUGCUGUUUCUAGGCACAACAGUGCGGAUUAUGGAAGUUGGCCACUUUCUCACCAAUAGGCUGGAGAGAAAGGGACAUUCCAUCUUUGUACACUUGACAUUAACCAUGUGUGGUGAUAUUGUGUUCCCCAAUAUAUUGUGCCUCUUAAUAAACUUAUCUGGGGUCAGAGAACAGAACAGCUGCUAGAUAGACAUAGAGGCCAGAAAAUGGUGGCACACAUAUCUUUAAUCCUAUCAUUCUGGAGGCAGAGAUUCAUCCGGAUCUCUGUGAGUUCAAAGCCACACUGGAAACAGCCAGGCAUGGUGACACACACCUUUAAUCCCAGGAAGUGAUGGCAGGAAGCAGAAAGGUAUAUAAGGUGUGAGGACCAGGAACUAGAGCCUGGUUAAGCUUUUAGGCUUUUAGCAGCAGUUCAGCUGAGACUCAUUCAGAUGAUGAGGCGUCAGAGGCUUCUGGUUUGAGGAAAUGAGAUCAGCUGAGGAACUGGUGAGGCGAGGUUAGCUGUGGCUGGUUCUGUUUCUCUGAUCUUUCAGCAUUUACCCCAAUACCUAGCUCCAGGUUUGCUUUUAAUAAUAAGACUCUUUAAGAUUCAUGCUACAACCAUGAAACUUUCUGUUUAUUCCAGAAACAUAGCCAUCUUUAACUCCGAUCUGAGAUAUAAGAAGAAGCUUUUGGUUUUUACCAGUCAUCACUGUAGAUAAACUUAUAAACUUAAAGCAAGUGUCUGUGGUUGGGCUUUUCUCUCAUUUCUUGGUUGCAAUUACAGGUCUCUCUCUACAUAAGACUUCUCCUUGCUUUGUGAACAGACUAAUUUAGAAAAUGAAAAGAUAAUAUCAAACAGACUUCACAUCAAAAACAGUAAAACGAGGCACAUGUGGUAGCAGUGUAUACCUGAAUUCCCACUAUUUGGGAGGCUAAGGCAAAUAGACUAUAGCUCUGUGAAUUCCAGGACUAGGCUACAUAGUGGGAUCCUGUUUAAAAAAACAAACAACAAAAUCCUGUAAAAAGACAAAGGAAGAUCAUUGUUUAAUGAUAAAAGAUCAAUUAUCAUUUUUAAAAGAUUAUUCAUACAACAGCUGUAGAACAUACAUUCUCAUCAGCACAUUGAGCUUCCCCCAAAUAGACCAUAUCUUAGGGCACAAAACAAAUCUCAAAUAAUAUAAUUGUAAUUAGAAGUCAACAUGAGCCAGGUGGGUAUGAUGCACCUGUAGCCCACCUAAGAGAGGCUGAAGAAGGAAGACUGAAGACCUAACCUAAGCAAGCAACUUAGCUAAACCCCAUCUCAAAAGGAGUGUGUGGGGGUGGGGGGGAGCAAUGGCUCAGCAGUUAAAAGCUCUGGCUGUCCUUGCAGAUAACCUGGAUCCAGUUUCCAGCACCCAAAUAGUGGCUCACAACCACCCAUAACUCCAGUUCCAGGUACAUAUAUGAUAGAGAUGAUAUAACUAUACACCUGCAUGAAGGCAAAACACACACAUAAAAUAAAAAUAAGUCUUUUUUUUUAAAGAAAAGAACUGCAACAACAACAAAAAUUCAAGGCCUUGCAAACAGAGCUAAGGAAUUUGGACUUUCUCAUACCAGGAAACUAGAAACUUCGAUGAUUAAUUAACAGUGGACUCAACAGGAUGAGCAAAUGAUUGAAAAUUGUAUAACCUUCUUAGUUGGUAGAGUAAGACUAUAGAAUCCUGGCUAGAGCUGUCCUCCCUUUCUCUCCUUCCUCCAGAAUUCUGGUGACACCAUUUGAUAGUCUUUUGUAUUCUGUUUCUGGUAGGCACAGUGAAGUUCUCACCCACAGGCCGUCAUCCAUUAGUCAGAACGGCUUUCUGGGAAUACUCAGGUGGGGUAAGCAGGACUGAAUCACUUGCACUGGGAAUCUGGACACCCCAGAGAAUUUAGCUUCAUCCCCUUUGGUGAGGCAAUCGUUAAAUACAGUUAUUACUGAGGUCUGAGUGAUGUGUAAAUUAUAAAUCAGACAAUACUCAAAACUCACCAUUUCUAAUUGCUUGCUGUCCCUUACUGUCACUUAUGCUCUUAAGGCUACCCGUGUCAUUGUAUGUACAAGGUGGGAACCCAACAUAAUGGUGUCCUGUUGUAUUGGUAGCUCAGAAUGUGCCAUAGUGGGAGUGUUUAUACUAUGGAAAGUGACACGCACAUAGAUCAGAGUUUUUCUACAGUUUGUAGCUAAACACUUUCCCAUUCACCAUCGGCCUCCAGCAGAUGCAAUCAUAUCUUUGUGAAAUUUUUUUGCAGACACCCUUAAUAGCAGUCUGAGGAGCCCAGAAAUCCUGGAGUUUGAGAGACAUGAGACAGAGAAAAGAAUGUGGCCAAAGGUCAGUGGGAGGGUGUGCACUGGCCACCUGUGAGGUUGAGGCAGAGAGGGCGGCACCGGUCAAGCAGGGAAGACCCACACCAGGGACUGAUAGGGCAGAAAGUUGAUUCCAGAGUCCUGGAGACAGACAACAGAAAACAUAAGGGCCUGGAUUCCAGAAGAAAACACAGGAGUUGCCCAUUCUACGCUGAGAGUUGUCUCAGAAGAUGGAGGAUGAGGAGCUGCAGCCCUGCGGAGGCCCUGUGUGCCAGCACCCAGGAAGACUGGGGUCAACAGAGUAUGCCCAGCCUGGAGUUGUGGAGAAAGUGCGGCCAAAGUGGAGCAACCCCCUGCAGUUCUUACUCGUCUGUGUCUCCUAUGCUGUGGGCCUGGGCAAUGUCUGGCGCUUCCCCUAUUUGUGCCAGAUGUAUGGUGGAGGCAUUGCUAGCUUGGUGGUUUCCUUCUUGAUCUCUGUGUAUUACAAUGUCAUCAACACCUGGGCUAUCUGGUACCUCUUCCACUCCUUCCAGGAUCCCCUGCCGUGGUCUAUUUGCCCACUGAAUGAUAACCGCACAGGCUAUGAUGAGGAGUGUGAGAAGGCUUCAUCAACACAGUACUUCUGGUACAGGAAAACACUCAACAUUUCACCAUCCAUUCAGGAGAAUGGAGGAGUGCAGUGGGAGCCAGCACUGUGUCUCACCCUGGCCUGGCUGAUGGUCUAUCUGUGCAUCCUGAGAGGCACCGAAUCAACUGGCAAGGUGGUCUAUUUCACUGCAUCGAUGCCCUGCUUUGUGCUCAUCAUCUAUCUGGUUCGGGGCCUCACACUCCACGGAGCCAACAAUGGCCUGGUGUACAUGUUUACACCUAAGAUUGAGCAGCUAGCCAACCCCAAGGCCUGGAUCAAUGCAGCCACGCAGAUCUUCUUCUCAUUGGGCUUAGGGUGUGGUGGCCUGAUUGCCUUUGCCAGCUACAAUGAACCCUCCAACAACUGCCAGAAGCAUGCCAUCAUUGUGUCCAUCAUCAAUAGUACUACUGCCAUAUUCUCCAGUAUUGUGACCUUCUCCAUCUAUGGCUUCAAGGCCACCUUCAACUAUGAAAACUGCUUAAACAAGGUGAUUCUGCUGCUGACCAAUUCUUUUGACCUUGAAGAUGGCUUUCUGACAGCCAGUAACCUGGAGGAGAUGAAGGACUACCUGGCAUCUACCUACCCAAGCAAGUACAGUGAAGUGUUCCCGCACAUUAGAAACUGCAGCUUGGAAUCAGAGUUGAACACGGCUGUCCAGGGCACAGGCCUGGCCUUUAUUGUCUACACUGAAGCCAUUAAAAACAUGGAUGUGUCCCAGCUGUGGUCAGUGCUCUACUUCUUCAUGCUGCUGACGAUGGGUAUGGGAAGCAUGGUAGGGACAGGAACGGCCAUCCUCACCGCUCUGACUGACAGCAAGGUCAUCUCUAGCUACCUGCCCAAGGAGGCCAUUUCAGGUCUGGUGUGCCUCAUCAACUGUGCCAUUGGCAUGGUGUUCACCAUGGAGGCUGGGAACUACUGGUUUGACAUAUUCAAUGACUAUGCAGCCACGCUGUCCCUGCUGUUCAUUGUGCUGGUGGAGACCAUAGCUGUAUGCUAUGUAUAUGGGCUAAAGAGAUUUGAAAGUGACCUUCAGGCCAUGACUGGCCGCACCCUCAACUGGUACUGGAAGGCCAUGUGGGCGUUUGUGAAUCCACUGCUCAUCAUCAGCCUCUUUGCCUUCUACCUCAGUGACUAUGUCCUCACAGGAACGCUACAGUACCAAGCCUGGGAUGCUGCUCAGGGCCAUGUGGUGACCAAGGAUUACCCCACAUAUGCACUAGCUGUCAUUGGGCUUCUGGUAGCCUCCUCUACCAUGUGCAUCCCUCUGGUAGCCCUGGGGACUUUUGUCACACGCCACUUCAAGAGCAGAGCAAACCUUCCUAUGGCCUGAAAAGUAGACAAUGUAGACCCACUGUUAGUCACUCAUUGUUUCAUAGCUACUCCUACAGAAGACAUUCUUCAGUUACUUUUUAAAGCCAGGAGUACCUUCUGCUUCCUGAAUCUGCAAAGAAAAUUUAAUUCUCUGUAUCACAGGCUGUUAUAAAUCUAACUUUGGCCAUAAAUACUACAGGCUUUAUUUUCUAUCUUCCAUAAUGUAUACUUUUGUUGCCAGAAUUUAUACCCUUUUGUGUUAUAUUUUCAACUCAUAGUAUUCUCAUCACUUAGACUUUUAGCUUUCAUUCUAGAGAUAACAAAUAUUUACAUACCACCAUUACAGUAAUGAGAUACUGGAUUACAAAUUUACCUCUAUCAUUGCUUUUUUUGUUGCGACGGAGUCUUGGUCUGUAUGUACCCCAGGUUGAGUCUGCACCUAUGCAUCUUAGAAUAGGCUAGAAUCUGAUCCUCCAGUCACAGCCUCCCCAUGCUGACACAAAUGGCCAUGUGCCACCAAGCCAGGCAUAUACUUUUAUAACAGUAAUUAUCCUUUUGUUUCUGUUUGAACCAUUCCUUAGCAAAGUGAAUGGGGAGGGAGUAGGUAGGAGAUUCAAGAAACAGUCAGUGCUAGACUGGGCUCAAAUACACAAUCCUCUUACUUCACCUCCACCCCAGUGCUUGGAUUACAGCCAUGGCCUACCACACCUGACCUUUCAGUAUUUCUUGAAGGCUAUUUUAAUGAUUAAUUUCUUCUGCUUUUUCUUGUCUAGAAAAGUGUUUUGCUUCAUCACUGAAGUGUAACUUUACUGGAUAUGGUAUUCUUGACUGGUGGGUUUCUUUCUUUGAGCAGUUUGAAUGUAUUGAUAAUUCCAUUUAUUUAUAGUCUAAUGGAUAUCCCCUUAUAUGUGACUUAACUCUUGCGCCUUGGUAAUAGAGGAGGGGGAAAAUAAUGAGCUGUAGAACAAGCAAUAUGAAACAGAAGUGUAGGAUGAAAAUCUAGAGAGCACAAUAUAUAACAAUAAAACCAUAUUGAGAUUU
Molecule: messenger RNA, 7069 nt
Organism: Peromyscus californicus insignis
Lineage: Eukaryota; Metazoa; Chordata; Mammalia; Rodentia; Cricetidae
Product: sodium- and chloride-dependent transporter XTRP3B
Exons: 10
Coding region: 4320-6047 (575 amino acids)
Biological process (GO): sodium ion transmembrane transport
Cellular component (GO): plasma membrane
Molecular function (GO): L-proline transmembrane transporter activity
Source: RefSeq, a predicted model, not a curated record